Molecule: messenger RNA, 3683 nt
Organism: Ixodes scapularis (black-legged tick)
Lineage: Eukaryota; Metazoa; Arthropoda; Arachnida; Ixodida; Ixodidae
Exons: 3
Coding region: 1307-3280 (657 amino acids)
Source: RefSeq, a predicted model, not a curated record
AAUCGGCGUGCUGUCAAACCGGUCGCGCCAGCCACGCCGGCCACGCUCCACGCGUAGUUUUGCAGGUAGAAUGGCUGAUAUGGCUGGCGUUUUUGGUCACUUCGUAGAUCUCAACGCAUGAUGUCGGGGAGAAAGCGACAGUCCCGCGACAGCACUUGCUUCGUGCCUGGCUGCAGGAGUGGAUACCGCUCGUGCAAAGAAAAGUUUUCGCUGUUUAGAACUCCACAAAACUCCGCGAGGCUGCAAGAGUGGGCGUGCAAAAUCAAGCGUGAUGACAGAACCCUCGGCGAAGCCAGCGUCGUGUGUGAGAGACACUUUGAGCCCCAGUUCAUCGAACGAACCUUCAAGAACGUCGUUCAAGGGCAAGUCAUUGAGCUACCACGUAGUGUGCCGCAGCUGACGAAGGACGCUGUGCCGAGCGUGUUUCCGGACGCGCCCAAGUACUUCUCGAAGCCAGUGCCUAAAAAAAGAAAGGAACGUAACCUGUGUGAUCAGGUGCCACUGCCACUUGUCAAGAGGCACUGCGUGGAUGUAGAAAUGCAACCUGAUGCUGACCUGCCCAUUAGUGAUGCUUCUCGGGACACUGCUCUCAUUCGCGAGUGCCUUGAUCUGCUGCCUGCACCUCCGUGGACUAAGAUCAACCUCGACGGCAACACAGAUCAAAUAACCUUUGCUCAUUGCCAUUUGAGUGAGGAAGGUGCUCUAGGUGUUUUGCACGUGAGCCGUCGCAUUGUGCUUGAUUUUGCUGCGCCACAGGGCUCAACUCCAAAAGCAACAGUCUAUCUUCGUGGAAAGGAAAUCAAAAAUCAAAGUAUAAGCAGCGCAAAUGACGUCAAAGUCUUGUUGCACGAGAUCGGAAGCAUGAAGCUGUGCCCUGGCUAUGGUCUGAAACCUAUGACAAAAACUUUUGUUUGUUUCAAUGGGUGCUACUUUUCAGCAAAAUGCUCUCUGAUUUCUGAAUCGCCCUGCUUGGCGUGCAAGUAUAUGCGUAAACUGAGCCAAAAUGCAGCCUCCAGGAAGAAAAGAAUCAUCAAAGCAAAAAAAUCAGCUUCGAAGAGCCGUGCUUUACGGGUACUGAAGAGGAAAUUGGCAAAAGCACAGAGUGCUGUUGAGAGCAUGAAAAACGAGAACGAGCAGCUGUCGAAAACAGACUUUCAACAAAGGAUGAGUGCUCUGCCUUCGAAACAGCAGCUUGCUGUUACAGCUUGCUUUGAAGCUGCCAGACGUAAGUCGGCAAAGGGCAUGCAGUACACGAACGAGUGGCUUCUUGAAUGCAUAUUAAUGCGCAUGAAGAGUCCGAGACUCUAUGAACACAUUAGACGACACAAGAUACUUGCCCUGCCUGGACGGACGUGCCUGCAAAAGCGGAUUCUUGGUUUCAAAGGCGGCUUCGGUUUUAACCAAAAAAAUAUUUGAAGCCCUUUCUGAGAAGACGAAAUGUAUGGACAAGUUUGCAUGCCAUGGAGGCAUUGUGUUUGAUGAGAUGAAGAUUUCAGAGCACUUGGAUGUCAAGUCAACUGGCGACUUAGAGGGAUUCGUUGACCUCGCACAGUUUACUCCAGAAUCACAGAAGGGGCAAGUUUGCGAUCAUGGGAUGGUUGUUCUGUUCCAACCUUUCCAAGGUCAGUGGACACAGGUCCUUGGUGUGUUUGCUUCACGUGGAAAUGUUAAAGCUGACACCUUGGCCAAAAUCAUUGUCGAGGCAACAAUCCUAUGUGAAAAAGCCGGUCUUUUUGUAGACUUUGUCACCUGCGAUGGAGCGAGCUGCAACAGGUCAAUGUGGAGGAUCUUUGGCAUACGAGGUAAUUCUAGGGAUCAAAUGCACUAUUUUCUGCCUUCACCAGUCACUACAGUGCAGCUAAAGUUGGUUUCUAUUAAUUUAGGUACAGCGAAAGGAACAAGGUGCAAGACCCCACACCCUGUGAGACAAGCGCACCAUCUCCACUUCCUGUCCGAUUUUCCCCACUUGCUAAAAAAUGUGAGGAACGCCUUCAUAGCAAAGGGCUUCAACACUCCAGAGGGUCGCGCACAUAUUCGCCCUAUCCAAGAAGCUUGGAAAAUUGACAGCAAGACUGUUUCUUUGAAAGUAAUGCCUUCCAUUACUCGGGUUCAUGUGAGCCCCAACUCUUUCGAAAAAAUGAGGGUUGCGCCAGCUUUUCAGUUAUUUGGUGACGAAGUCGUCAAAGGACUUUUUCUUUACCGCACGAAGCUGGAAGCUGCAUGUGGCUCAAUAGAACCAACAGAAAGUUUUGUCAAGAGGAUAAACAAAGUUAUCAGGGUAAUGUCCUCGCGAUUCCCAAAGGCAGCCUUGUACGCUAGCUCGCCAAACUACCAGUUUCUUAAAAAGUUCCUGGAGUACCUGAGAAAGUGGGAAAGCCACGCGAAAUCUACUGUGGGUGGCUUUCUGAGUUCUAGCACAGCAGAAGGGCUACAUGUGACAAUUGAAAGCACGCUACAUCUGCUUGACUACAUCAACACAAUCGGGUUUAAAUAUAUAAUGACAGCGAAUUUGAGCCAGGACAGGCUUGAGAACCUGUUUGGCGUCGUUCGACAGUCAUCUGGUGCAAACGAUCACCCUACUGCUGCCCAGUUCUUAAUCACAGUCAAUGCACUCGCAUUUUACAAUCUAGCCAGGCCACCCAAGUCAGGCAACUGCUCUCCAGAACUGAUCAGCUCUCUCAUUUCAAACGUUGGAUCAGAGUUGCACAAGGAGCGAGCGAUAGACAUUUUGGACGGGCUGAUCGACAAAGGAAAACUUAAUGACGCAGAAGAAGCACUCAGCUCUUGCACGCCGUCAGACCACAGUGCUUACGUAACAGAAAAAAGCAAUGACUUGCUUAUUUACUACAUUGCUGGAUAUGUAGUCAGAAAGACAGUGAACAAGACUUCAUGUGAGGUUUGUGUAUCCUUCCUGCAAACUGACCAGUACACCGCCAUGGAAGAGGAUCAGGCUUCGUCAUUUACAGCCCACUUCGACAAUGGAGGUCUGAUGUACCCAUCUGGCCCCUUUAGAAACCUUAUAACUCUCCUUGAAGAUAGUUUCACAACUUAUUUCAGCUUACACAAGCUCCACUCCAGGAGCAUUAAGGACUUCUUUUCCUUCUUGGUGAAAGUGGAGUUUCCCACAUUAGGUUGUCUAGCACAUGAACACACCAUAACAACAGGUGUAAUAAAGUAUUAUGUACUUCUGCGUUUUCGAUUUUACACGAAGGCGCUCAACAAUGACAGGAUGGCGAAACAGGAGCGUAUGAAGCUACUGAAAGAAAGGAGGCUGAAGUAAGAUGAAAGCGUGUAUUAUAAGUAGGGUUCUGCGUUUUCGGAGUUUAUUCAUUUUUUUUCCCUCGAAAGUGGGAGUGUUUUUGUUUUAUUUUUCGGGGCUUAAUUUUCUUUUACCGAUUUGGUGUUUUUUUGUGUAAAUUGGUUAAGUCAUAACCAAUUUACACAAAAAACACCGAAUCUACAAAAAAAAAAAAAAAUACCCCCCUCCCAAAAAAGAAAAAGAUAUUUUGAGAUAAAAAAAAAAUUAACUCCGAAAAGGCAAAACCCUAAUUAUAAGCAAGUGUUUUGUUUGUUGUUGUUUUUUUUCCUGAAGCUACAAAUAAGCUGCUUUAAUGGUGACUCUGUGUUCGUUGUGGUAUGUAGUCUGGAAAAAAGAACAGCCACUGUGUGUCUGUAAUAAACCG